GACCCGUUUUUUUUUUUAUUCCCGGGCGGCUUGGGGCCGGGGAGGUGGGGGAGAGGGCGAGGGGAGUGGCCGCGGCCUCCCCUCGCCCCUGGGUUGCGGCCUAGCCGGGCUAGUCCGAGCGGGGUCCCCGAGCCCCGCCGCGACGACCGCUCCCCCACCCCCCGGCCGCGGCGGGCCGGGAGCCCAGGGCUCCUGCUCCCUUCUCCGUGCACCCCGCCCCCACCUCGCUUCCCCUCGGCGCCUGCUCCCCUCCCCCACAUCCGCUGUCGGCGCACCCGGGACCCCGGCAGGAGCGAGCGGCUCUUCUGCGCGGCGCCCCGUGUCUGGGUUAGCCGCCCCCAGGCUGCCUACGCUCUCCUUUCUCUCCAGGGUCCCCGAUGUUUUGGAGGUUUUUCUCCAUCUCCACCCAUAGAAAACCACAGAGUUUAUCCCGGUCUCCUCCGCCCAUUCCCCACUCGCACCCCGGCCCGAGCUGCAGGCACACUUCCGUUCUCCUUGUGGGAUCGGUGAAACCCUAAGGAAGUACGUCCCCUGAACCCCCACACUCGGUGCGCGUUCCCAUGGGGAAGGCCUUUAUUAUGCUUGACAUCUUCCGGGCCUUCGUGGAGCUUGAGGAGGAGGCCGUGGAAGUUGGGGUAACGGUGCUUUUUUAGGGUAUGUGUUCGCCGGGAAGGGGGGAGAUCCUCGCCAAAGAAAUGGAAGAGGUCUCCAGCGCCCCUUUGAGGGGUGAGUCACCCAUUCCCGGCUGUCAUGCUGCUCCCAUCUAAAGACACCCGAAAGCUAGACCUGGGAAUUCUGGAGACCAACAGCGAAUCGGAAACUCAGCUCUGGUGUCUUAUCACAGCUUUUUCCCCAUCUACCCGCGCCUUUUUUUUUUUUUUUUUUGUUCAAAAUGGUGUCACUUUUAGUUAUAGCCAAAGGGCUCAGUUUGCAGUUGUUGUAAAUGACCAGUAUGUGGAGUCUGAGUUUAACUUUCUGUAAUUGCCUUCUUGGGUUCAUUGGCAAAUCGCAGUCCUCUGAUGAAUGCUGAAUGAUGCACUAUGUUUUUUUCUGAAAUGCCAUUUCCUGAAACUAAUUCCAGAAUUAAGGGGAAAUCGAUGCUGCUAUCGUGAGGCAUUGUAAAAGUACUUAUUUUGAAAACAGGCAUUUGAAACAGUACUUGAUAAAGAGAAGGAACAUGAACUUGGAUUUGGGAGAGCUGGCUUGACCAACUCUGUGACUGUGGAGAAGUGGACUCCAGGUGUUUUUUUUUUUUUUUUUUCUUGAAUUCGGAACACAGGAAGUUGGAAGGGAUCUCAGAGCGCUUUAAGAAAGAGUUUGGGAAUGUUCUCUGUUGCUGUCAUUUUCCUCCAAAAAUAACCUGGCAUGGAAGUCACUGGCCCACAGGGAACUUGACUCCCUGUGGAAACUGGAGAUGAGGUACUGCACAGCUGUGUGUCAGCUUGAGUAGUGGACCCACCGGCCAGUCCUGGAAUGUGAUUUGGAGACUCAGAGAAUGGGCUUGUGUGUCAGUUUCCUCACUUUCCCGGGGUAGAAAAAGCAGGACUUCUAGUGGUGCUGGAAUUCUGGGAUGUGUUUUGAUCCAUUCUAAUGCAGAUGAAGACACCUUGGUAAAGGGAAAAAAUGGUGGCAGAGGCAGUGGAUAGAGAGGCAAAACUGCCUGGUAAAAAGAAGAGAAAGAAGGGUUUGCGCGUUAAGGGGAAAAGGCGCCGAAAGAAGCUGAUCUUAGCCAAGAAGUUCAGUAAGGACUUGGGGUCUGGGAGGCCCGAGGCAGACAGCCCUGCCUUGCUGGCCUCCAGUGCCCCUGGGCAGGAGGAAGAAGGCCUUUUUGAGAAUGGCAUAGAGAAGCAGAUUUACCUCCCGAGUACCAGAGCCAAGACUUCCAUCGUGUGGCACUUCUUCCAUGUGGACCCCCAGUAUACCUGGCGGGCUAUUUGCAACCUUUGUGAGAAAAGUGUCAGCAGGGGUAAGCCAGGCAGCCAUCUCGGCACCUCCACUCUCCAGAGGCAUCUACAGGCGCGGCAUUCACCUCACUGGACCAGGGCCAACAAGUUUGGGGUCACUAGUGGGGAGGAGGACUUCAGCUUGGAUGUGUCUCUGUCUCCCUCUUCUCCUGGAAGCAAUGCAAGCUUUGACUAUAUUUCCACUGACCCAUUAGAUGAUAGUAGAAUGGGUGAGAAACGUGGUAAAUCGGCUUCUGAUGCCCUGAGGGCGGAGAGAGGGAGAUUUCUGAUCAAAAGUAAUCUUGUCAAGCAUGCCUUAAUUCCCGGAACGAGGGCCAAGACAUCAGCAGUGUGGAAUUUUUUUUACACGGAUCCCCAGCACAUUUCAAGAGCUGUGUGUAACAUAUGCAAAAGGAGUGUGAGCCGGGGCAGGCCAGGCUCCCACUUAGGAACGUCAACCCUUCAGAGACACCUGCAGGCCACGCAUCCCAUCCAUUGGGCUGUUGCCAACAAAGACAGUGGCGCUGCUGGAAACGGUUCGGAUGAGGCCGAGACCGAGAGCAGUGACAUCCUGAGUGAUACCGCCCACGGGGAGAAGUCCACCGGCAGCCAGGACCUAACAGCCGAAGACCUCAGCGACUCUGACGUCGAUGAGCCUCCAGUGCUGGAGGCUGAGAACAGACCCGAGAGUCCUGUUGCUGUUGUGGAAUCAGCCCCAGAGAUGCAGAUGCAGCAGAAGCAGACAACAGGUGCUGCCAACCCAGGCCCCCGGCAGAUCAGCCAGGCGGUCAUCCAGAUGAUCGUGGAGGAUCUGCACCCUUACAGCUACUUCUGCACUCCCGCCUUUCAGAGGUUCUUGCAGCUUGUGGCCCCCGACUACAGGUUGCCAUCAGAGACUUACUUUUUCACCAAGGCUGUACCUCAGUUAUAUGAUUCCGUCAGAGAAAAAAUUUUCUUGACCCUAGAGAAUGUCCAAAGCCAGAAGAUCCACUUGACUGUUGACCUGUGGACCCAAGACCCAUCCACUGACUAUUUCAUUGUGACUGUGCACUGGGUCUCUUUGGAAACUGCCUCCUCUCCCAAUGAUGGCAGGAUCCCCAAUUUUAGAAAGUGGGCAGUGCUUUGUGUUACAGGUUUAGCCAAAGACUGUUUGAUAACCAACAUUUUACAAGAAUUGAAUGACCAGAUCGGUCUGUGGCUUUCUCCUAAUUUCCUUGCCCCUGGCUUCAUUGUUUCUGACAAUUCCUCAAGUGUGGUGCAUGCAAUCAAAGAUGGUGGGUUUACCCACGUGCCAUGCUUCCUACAUUGUUUGAAUAUAGUCAUUCAGGACUUUUUCUGUGAGCACAAAAGCAUUGAGAAUAUGUUAGUGGCUGCUAGGAAAACAUGUCAUCAUUUUAGCCAUUCCAUCAAGGCCCGUCAGAUACUGCAAGAGUUCCAAAAUGAUCACCAACUUCCAUGGAAGAAUUUGAAGCAGGAUGAAGCUGGCCAUUGGAUUUCUACCUUUUACAUGCUGAAGUGGCUGUUGGAGCAUUGCUACUCCGUUCACCAUAGUCUUGGUAGAGCCAGUGGAGUUGUACUGACGUCCCUUCAGUGGACGCUAAUGACUUAUGUUUAUGAUAUUCUUAAGCCAUUUGAAGAAGCCACUCAGAAAGUGAGUGUGAAGGUGACAGGAUUGAAUCGGGUGCUGCCCUUAAUCCACCAUCUGCUUCUUUCCUUGCGGAAACUCAGAGGAGAUUUUCAAGUCAGAGGUAUCAGUCAGGCUCUCAGUCUGGUGGACAGUCUGUCUCUGAAACUUGAAACUGACACCCUGCUAAGUGCCAUGCUCAAGUCCAAGCCCUAUAUCUUGGCUACUUUGUUAGAUCCUUGCUUUAAAAACAGCUUGGAAGACUUUUUCCCUCAAGGUGCUGAUUUAGAAACUUACAAACAAAUCCUUGCAGAAGAGGUUUGUAAUUACAUGGCAUCUUCACCAGAGGUCUGCCAGGUUGCAGCUUCAGAAGGGUCUGGUCUGUUAGUUACAGCAGGAGGCCAGUCCUUUGCCUCCUCUGUAAAAGAAGGUGCUUCCAGUUCUCUUCCCAUUGGUAGCUCAGCUACAGACAAUGUUGCCAUUGGAAACAAAAGUUUCAUGUUGCCUUCCGCCAUAGCCAUAGUGGAGGAGUACUUCAAAGAGAAGUAUUCUGAGCUCUCUGUUGGGGAUGACCCUUUGAUUUAUUGGCAGGGGAAGGUGAGCGUCUGGCCAGCUUUGAGCCAAGUUGCCAUUCAGUAUCUAAGUUGUCCCAUGUGUAGUUGGCAGUCUGAAUGUAUCUUUACUACAAAUAGCCACUUUCAUCCAAAGCAGAUCAUGAGCCUGGACUUUGACAAUAUAGAACAGCUGAUGUUUCUGAAAAUGAACUUGAAAAAUGUUAACUAUGAUUAUUCUACGUUGGUUCUGAGUUGGGAUUCUCAGAAUGAAGCUGUUCAAAGCAGUGAAAAAGAAAUAUUGCCUUAAUUUUUUCCCUUUCUCCAUUUAAAAUGGCAGCUCCUUGAUGUUACCAUAUCCAUACUGUUCUAUAUAGACAUGCUAAUAACUUUAUAAAACAAAUGCGAGGAAGCCCGAGAGAAUUCCUCAGAGGCAAGAUGAUGCCGACAAAAUAAACAUUAGUUUUAAAAACUUGACAGUUGUGAUCUCUUGUAGUUGGCACUUGAAAUUUUUACAUUAAUUGGGAGAGAAAAUAUAUAUUUUUUUAAUUAAAAAAAAAUAUAGUGCAGCAUUGAAAAGUCUUAGGCUGUUUAUGGCUGGUGGAUUGAACUAGUAAUUGGUUUUAAGUAAGAAUUUCCCCAAUAUGGGAAGUUUGAUUGUUCAGAAACCAAGGAAAUGAGGAAAAAAGCCUACUAAGAUAAAAUUAUCUCCUCUCUCCCCCCACCCAUAAUUUUCUUUCUUUAAAAACCUUGAUCCUUGUAACUUGGCAAAAGUAAAAUCUACAAGAUUAUUUUAUAAUUGGGUAUUUAUAAUUGCCUCCUCAUACUGGUCAGUUUCAUGCUUUCAGAUUACUGAAUGUGAUAGUAUUACCCUUUAUGUUUAGGAUUGGAUCUGUGGAAAAGGAAAAUAGAAACCAGUUAGGAAAAAAUUAUUUUUUGUAUUUGAAUUGCCUUUUUUUUUUAAGCCUUUACCACUAUAGUAUGAAGACAGUAAAAUCUUUUAUAGGUAUUUUACAUAUGUUAUGGGUAAAUAAAAUAACAGUUUGUACAACUUAAUGGCAUUUUGAAGG
Ochotona princeps (American pika) is the source of this 5188-nucleotide messenger RNA. It is a transcript of the gene ZBED6, whose product is annotated as zinc finger BED-type containing 6. Gene Ontology annotation, molecular function: DNA binding; protein dimerization activity. The transcript has a single exon. The record is from RefSeq and is a predicted model, not a curated record. Gene Ontology annotation, cellular component: nucleus. The coding region runs from base 1624 to 4428 and encodes 934 amino acids. NCBI's taxonomy places the organism in Eukaryota, Metazoa, Chordata, Mammalia, Lagomorpha, Ochotonidae.